Messenger RNA from Sander lucioperca (pikeperch), 733 nucleotides. It is a transcript of the gene prop1, whose product is annotated as PROP paired-like homeobox 1. The record is from RefSeq and is a predicted model, not a curated record. The transcript has 3 exons. The coding region runs from base 8 to 733 and encodes 241 amino acids. Lineage: Eukaryota; Metazoa; Chordata; Actinopteri; Perciformes; Percidae. Gene Ontology annotation, biological process: regulation of transcription by RNA polymerase II. Gene Ontology annotation, molecular function: RNA polymerase II transcription regulatory region sequence-specific DNA binding; DNA-binding transcription factor activity, RNA polymerase II-specific.
GGUGCAGAUGGUCCCGUCAGUGAGCAGAGCUGCAUCCAUGGCUCAGGUAAAGGAAGCGGGAGACGCAGCGAGGAGCCAUCAGGAAUGUGCAGAGGUCUACUCUGACAUGGCUACUGUCAGCUCCAGUGCAGAUAUAGGAGAGACGGUGAGGAAGAGGCCGUUGUGUGAGACCUCCCUGGGUGUCAGCCUUGGCAGGCGGAGCAGGGCCUACCCCUCCCCAGCCAGGAGACGACAACGCACCACCUUCAGCCACAAGCAGCUGGAACAGCUGGAAGUGGCCUUCGGACAAAACCAGUAUCCUGACAUCUACUACAGAGAGGAGCUGGCCCGUAUCACCAAGCUCAAUGAGGCUCGCAUACAGGUUUGGUUUCAGAACAGAAGAGCCAAACAGCGGAAGCAGGAGCGGGCCUCCCAGAAAGUUCUCCCAGUGGGUGUGAUGUCAGGCCACAGGGCGCUGCUGGGAGGCAUGCACGUCCAGCCAUCCAGCAUGGCUCGACAGUACUACACCCAGCCCCUGGCUCACAUCCCCCGCCUCCCCCCCAUGCUGCCCUCUGGGGCAUACUCCCGGCACCCAGGCCCGGUGGGCCAGUGCCCCUGCCCCAGUGUCCCACCGCAGCCAGCCUCCCAGCGGCAGCAUGAAGACUGGUACAGCCCGCUGAGGAACAACCUCAACUCGCCCAUGUUCUCUCUGGCCUCCAUGCAGCCUCUAGACCCGGCCUCACACUGGAGCUAA